UUACUUGGCAAAACUUACUUAACUUGGCAUCAAAAUGUGUAUUUAUUGCAGUGCAGCAAGAUAGGAUAAUAUAUACUCACAAAUAUGUUUUGCACUCACAAAUUCAUGUUUUUGCAGCCUGUGAAUUAACGACUAUGUAUGAACAUGCUUCAAUCCUUUAAUAAGUGUAUGUUUGUCCAUCAAAUUACAGAAUUAAUGUGUCACCAUCUCUUUCAACGAUGCCAGGUAGUCAUCUUGGUUUUCUCAUCCUCUGAGAUGAAUUUAAUAAGACAAUGAAUGAAGCAGUGAGCAGAGUGAGAGUAGAUUCGAGUUUGGGACUAGUAGGCCUGUGUUUGUACAUGUGGAAACUGAAACGCAGACACCUCAGUUCUCUCUCAUAUUGUGUCCUUUAGUGUGUUAAUUUUGUGUGCAGACAAAGCUCCGAAUGAACAGCUCCUUUAUGAGAUUAAGAGCUUUCACUCGCACGCUGACAAGGUUGAUAUUUAGAGAACAGGAGUGUUCAACCUCAUGCUAAUCUUAUCUUUAUGAAAAUGGAAGGUUGAGGUUAUUGGCUCCCUUAGGUUAAAGGGCUCAGAGUAGGGGUCAGGAUGGUACUGACCUACUGAGUUCCUGUGAUGGACCUAUGCACCUGGUCUCCAGGAGUGAGAAUCUGACUGGCAAACCCCACUCUGGCAUCAGCAAGCUCACGUUGAACCCUAGCCACGACAUGCAUCCAAAUGAAACAAAUGACUCCUCACAGGUGUGUGUGUGUGUGUGUGGGGGGGUCUCUCACCAAGGAAUUUGUGCAGUAGACACUAACAGGUCGUACAUAUUCUGCUUGUCAAAACUGACUGGCAGACACUCAGGUGAAUUCCUGCUGAGCCGUGAUGAGCCUAUUCAGUGUAUCAGCAUUCACUAACAGCAUUACAUUAAUAAUGUGUCCUUGGAACGGUUUCUUCCUAAAUUAAUUAAAUGGAUUUGUCAAAGUCCUCUAUUGGAUUAUUCUCGAUGAUGUAACCUAUACCAGUGUAUAGUUGCUCUUAGUUGGGAUGUUCGAGGCAAUUUCAUCUCUACAAGUACUGCUUGUGUUGGGGAGAGAAUGUGUUUUCAUGAAGGUCAAUUUUCUUCUGAACACAGCUGACAUUCCCAUUCCACCAUGGUAUGGCCAGUGUCAGGUCAAUUGGCAUGCUGCGGGGCUGAUUGGAUUAACUAAAUGACGAGGGCUUUUCAGCUGGCGUGAGAGGAAGCAUGAACGUCACCACACCUCACACCAUUGUGUAAAAUCCCUCGAAGAAUGUUCUCCGCCUUGACAGUCCCCCCGCCUGCCCCUCUGGCCCCAGGAAUCACUUCUGUCAUUCCAUCUUAUUCAGGAUCCGUUCCCAUGGAUCACCGCGUACUACAGAAAGCCUCUCAAGGAUCCAAUGCCCAGCCGUGCACAGAGGUUCACCAACACCAACACACACAUCAGCACACACACCAGUCUACCUUCGCUCCUCUGUUUCACCCUCCAUCUGUCAUCCUGCCUACUCCCAUUCCGCCAAUGCUGGGAACCAUGGCCGGAAAUUUCAACGAAUCCCCAGCCAAGGUUGAUCCAUUCUUGAGACACAGUUUGUUUCAGCCCUAUGGAGAGGUGAUGCCUAGGCUGGCCCCCCUGUGUGGCCCCCACACAGGCCCCUUCAGCUCCCUUGAGGGGGCCUUCCAGCCAAAGCCUCUGUCUUCAAAUAUACCACAGUCUCAAUGGAAGAAACCAGGGAGAUGGUGUGCAAUGCAUGCCCGCAUUGCAUGGAAAGUCCAUCACCACAAAGAGUCAACUAAGAAGAUGCAAGUAGAAGCUAAAAAAAUUGACUCGAAUGAGAAACCUUCCCGAGAGCUUUCUGGGAAACUUAAACAUCUCGUUCAACCGUUCAUCUCCAGCCCAGAGUCUUCCAGUGAACAGUCAUCCCUGAGCGAUUUCGGGAGUGAGAGUGUAAUCCCUUUUGGAGCACCAACAAACACAGCCCAAAACAACAGGGAUCUCCGCAAUGGCCAGCCCCCUGGCAUAGCAGUCCCCUCGCCUCGCUUCACACACUCAGACCCAAACAAGGACCCUAACACUAUGGACAGAUCUUGGGUCCCUGAAUGUGGUCGUGGCUGGGACUCGAGCACAAGGAAGAGGGAGCUUGAGCGGGAGAACCAAAUCAAAGUCAAGAAGGUGAAGAGGGUAGAUGGAGACAGAGAGAACGUGCAAGAGGAGGAUUCCAAUGAGGGCGCUCGACCACAGAGACCAAGAGACACAUCGUUCUCUUCUCCGGUUCGACAAAUGCCAUCCUUCCACGCCCCGUCCGUUCAUCCAAUUGCCAUUAGGAGUAUCAGACCAGGCUCGCACACUCUCAGUGGUGGAUACAAUUUGAGUAGGACUCAUAACACUCCGCCUAAUGAACUCGCUCCCUACCAAGGAGCAGAGAAGCCCUACAGAGCUGCUCCAGGGGCACCUCUGAGGGCGCCAGUUUGGGACAUGUACCAAGGGAUGGAUUUCCCCCCUCAUCCUGACAUUGUGAUGAGAGGGGAACAUCUGCACUCUGGGAUAGGGUCCCAGCAGCUGUCAGCAGGCUGGGCGCAGAGAAACAGUGAGACUUACCAGGGCUUCACACAGACCUCCAUUCACUCCUCACUGGCCCUGAUGCAGCAGGAGAGGACCUUCCUCAAAGAGCGGGAGAACCUGCACAUGCUCAGAGAAAACGACUAUCACCGAUACAGUCCUCUUCAACCCCUCCACUCUGCUGCCGUGAACUCUCACCUGCCUUCCCCCAGUCUCCUGACCUCUCCUUAUUCCGCGUCUCAGAUGUGCCAGAUGGGACUGCCACAGACUUACCAAGGCGGCCACAUUCACCCUCUUCACCCCCCUGUGCCAUUGGGUACACAUUACCCCCUCGCCUCCUUCUCUGGCACCCCCCACAGAACCACAUCUGUUGUUGUAGAUGUUGGUAAAUCCCACUCCAUCAUGCUAAUAGACCCCAAUAAGCAAUGGACCCAAUGAGCAAUACUGUGAAGGCUACAGCAAUCAUAGUAAAUGACUCGUGUGCUGAAAAAAACUUUAUUUCCAACUGUACAUUCAUGACCAUUUAAUGUAACGUGUGUGUAUACAAUGAGUGUGUAUACCCCUGAAUGAUAGAUGUUUGUUCUUAGGCUUGUUGAAGUGUACAGAAACGGAAUGUAAAAACAUAACAGAUAAAUUGGUAAAGAUAAAGUAUACAAGCAUACAACCUGAAACUCAACAUUACUAGUAAUGUCAGACAUCUGUUAUCAUGAAUCUAAUUAUGUACAACUGGCAACCAACCUAGAAAUAUGAA
Molecule: messenger RNA, 3308 nt
Organism: Osmerus eperlanus (European smelt)
Lineage: Eukaryota; Metazoa; Chordata; Actinopteri; Osmeriformes; Osmeridae
Product: autism susceptibility gene 2 protein homolog
Exons: 9
Coding region: 1274-2995 (573 amino acids)
Source: RefSeq, a predicted model, not a curated record